GGGAGCCGGCAUGGCGCUCCGGUCAAUAAAAUCGAUAGCUGGAAGCUGCCUGUGUUUCAGGCAAAGGCGGUGCAGUAGCGGCGCCGCCAUUUUCCCCGAAGGCAUCUUCCGGUGCUUUUCACCCAAGUUCGGGCAGGAGUUUCCUGAAUAACAGCGAAAGGCUUCCGUUAGCCCCGCCGGCGGCCGAUUCCUGUUCCCUCCUGGUCUCCCCAGGCACGCUCCGCCCGGAUCCUGCUUGGGCUCCCAAAUCCCGGGGCCCGCCAGCGCCCAGCGGUCAAGGCCGGGACAGCCGUGGCGCCGGCUUGUCGGGUCCAAUGGCGCGGCCUUCGGCUCCGCUCCCCGCGCGGGGACCAGGAGAGGCCGGACCCGGCCGGAGAAGGGGAAGGAGGCCGAGGGCGGUGAAGUUCGGGGACGUGGCCGUGUACUUCUCCCCGGAGGAGUGGGAGUGUCUGCGGCCCGCGCAGAGGGCCCUGUACCGGGACGUUAUGCAGGAGACCUACGGCCACCUGGGCGCGCUCGGGUGCGCAGGUCCCAAACCAGCCCUCAUCUCCUGGUUGGAACGAAAUACCGAUGAUUGGGAACCGGCUGCUCUGGAUCCACAGGAGUGCCCUAGGAGGGUAACAGUCCAAAGAAAAACCAGAACCAGAAAGAAGAAUGAAGAGAAGGAAGUAUUCCCGCCUAAGGAGGCACCCCGAAAGGGGAAGCGAGGCCGCCGGCCCAGCAAACCCCGCCUGAUCCCCAGGCAGACAUCCGGAGGUCCCAUCUGCCCUGACUGUGGUUGUACCUUUCCCGAUCACCCGGCCCUGCAGAGCCACAAGUGUGCCCAGAAUCUGAAAAAGCCUUACCCUUGCCCAGACUGUGGGCGCCGCUUUUCUUACCCGUCCCUGCUGGUCAGUCACCGGCGGGCACACUCUGGAGAGUGUCCCUACGUUUGUGACCAGUGUGGCAAGCGGUUCUCCCAGCGCAAGAACCUCUCCCAGCACCAGGUUAUCCACACAGGCGAGAAGCCCUACCAUUGUCCUGACUGUGGCCGCUGCUUCCGGAGGAGCAGGUCCUUGGCCAAUCACCGGACCACACACACGGGUGAAAAACCCCACCAGUGCCCCAGCUGCGGGCGUCGCUUCGCCUACCCCUCCCUGCUCGCCAUCCACCAGCGCACACACACUGGAGAGAAGCCCUACACCUGCCUGGAAUGCAGCCGGCGCUUCCGCCAACGCACCGCCCUGGUCAUCCACCAGCGCAUCCACACGGGCGAGAAGCCCUACCCAUGCCCGGACUGCGAGCGGCGCUUCUCCUCCUCCUCUCGUCUGGUCAGUCACCGGCGGGUGCACUCCGGAGAGCGUCCCUAUGCCUGCGAGCACUGCGAGGCCCGCUUCUCCCAGCGCAGCACACUGCUCCAGCACCAGCUCUUGCACACGGGAGAGAAGCCCUAUCCCUGCCCGGACUGUGGACGUGCCUUCCGGCGGAGCGGUUCCCUCGCCAUACACCGCAGCACGCACACUGAGGAGAAACUGCACGCGUGUGACGACUGUGGCCGCCGCUUCGCCUACCCCUCACUGCUGGCCAGUCACCGGCGCGUCCACUCGGGCGAGCGGCCCUAUGCCUGCGACCUGUGCUCCAAGCGGUUCGCCCAGUGGAGCCACCUGGCUCAGCACCAGCUCCUGCACACUGGGGAGAAGCCCUUCCCCUGCCUCGAGUGUGGCCGUUGCUUCCGCCAGAGGUGGUCUCUGGCCGUCCACAAGUGUAGCCCUGGGGUCCAGAACUGUAGCCCUAGAUCUGCUAUAGGGGUGCCUAGCCAGAAAGGCAACACCCUUUAGAAUGGGAAGGACUGUGUAAGUUCAUUUCUUUUCGCGGAGGGGCCCAGAAAAGGGAAGGAGCCCCCAGUCAUACAGGGCAGAGUCAGAACUAAAACCCAGGUCUCUUGCUACACAGAGCUGAACUUUUUUCUACCACGCUGGCUGCCUUAAUACAUGUGUCUAGAACAGACAGUCCCAGUAGGAGAAGUGACAUUAUUUGGUUAAAGUUUUCCAACCUACCCUAUCCUAAAAGAGUUUCUGUGUGUGGAUAUUGCGCUAAAAGUUCCCCCCAUCGAAUUUACGGGCUUUGUGUUUUCUAGUUUGUGCACGCAGGGAUUACCUGUCCCCAUGCAUGCAGUCAGGAGGAUCCCAUUUAUGGGGAGCAAGAUCUCCUCCUCCUCUGCCUCUUCCUCCAUGCCAGGUUUAAACAAACCUGGUUUAGCCCCCUUUUGACGAUAUUCCUGCCAAGUGGUCUUCUACCCUUUAAAACCUCCCUUGACAGGGAGCUCACUACCUCACAAGGCAGGUCAUUUCACUGUGGGACAGCUCUGACAAUUAGAAGGUCCUUAAGAACAACAUUCUCCUUCCCUGGAAGCCUUGCCCAGAAUAUGUUUAAAACUUGAUCUACAUGGCAGCCCUUCAGAAAACUUAACCAUAAAUACUCUGCCCCCAUGUUUUCAGGUUAAUUAGCAUUAAUUUGGUCACUCAUUCCUUAAAGAUAGGUAUUCAAGUCCCACACAUGAUCUCUCCCCAAACAGGUGCUGGUUUUUCAAUGUCCUUUUUAAAGGAUCAUACAAAGUAAGCCAGCAUCACAGUAUACACUGUACCUCCUUGGUCUGUACUUGUUUUAACAGCUCUAGAUUGCAUUGGAUUUCAGGGUGGUAGCAGUGUACCAGGAAUUUAUUGGGUUUCAGACACCUAAAUACCUAAGCUU
Lipotes vexillifer (Yangtze River dolphin) is the source of this 2730-nucleotide messenger RNA. RefSeq names its product zinc finger protein 689. Gene Ontology annotation, biological process: regulation of transcription by RNA polymerase II. Bases 315 to 1817 code for a protein of 500 amino acids. Gene Ontology annotation, cellular component: nucleus. Lineage: Eukaryota; Metazoa; Chordata; Mammalia; Artiodactyla; Lipotidae. The transcript has 3 exons. The record is from RefSeq and is a predicted model, not a curated record. Gene Ontology annotation, molecular function: RNA polymerase II cis-regulatory region sequence-specific DNA binding; DNA-binding transcription factor activity, RNA polymerase II-specific.